Molecule: messenger RNA, 1814 nt
Organism: Varroa destructor (honeybee mite)
Lineage: Eukaryota; Metazoa; Arthropoda; Arachnida; Mesostigmata; Varroidae
Molecular function (GO): metal ion binding; mRNA binding
Source: RefSeq, a predicted model, not a curated record
CCCGGUGCCAGCCACCUAGUACAUCUUGCACCUAUCGCUUUACACCGCGAUGUUUAGGAGAUCCAGUACGCCAAUCGACGAGGUUCGUGAUGUGCGUUAUAAUGUUCCUGGGCGGCGCAUGGGUGCAGGUGUAGGACAACGGCUACCCAACCACGAAGAAAGGGGUCGUCUAGGGCAACAACAAGGUAACCAAACCACAGGCGGUUAUCAACAUGGAAACAGGUCUAGUCAUGGAAACAGGUCCCACCAUAGCCAACGUUCUCAGUUCGUGAAUAACUCUCCUGGUUCUGGGAGUCAUGACCUGUACUCAACAAGCACGGGCGAACCUUGGUACAAAUACAAAACGAGGCCUCCUAUCACGAAUGACGAAAAGAUUAAAUCAGAGAUGUGCCGCAAUCUUCAAGAAAAUGGAAACUGUCCAUAUGGCACAGGCUGUCGCUUCGCACAUCACGAAAGUGAACUCAGAAAAAUUUUGAGACAUCCAAAACAUAAGACUCAGCUGUGCAGAGACUAUCAUGGCAACGGCCAUUGUACAUUCGGUUCCCGGUGCUCUUAUAUACACGAGCCGAAAGAGCGGACACCUUCAGAAUCUAACCAACUUAAUACAACAAACUUUGGUCUCGACAGUCUACCUACGAUGAGCGAGGUACACAGCUUCACAACUGAGAGCAUGGUUGACUUCGACGUCAAUGAAGACUAUGAUUAUGAACAGAUCUGGCGUCAACCCCUCGCACAGCUCUCAAUCUCCCUUAAUGACCUUCAGACUAUAGAAAGUAUGCCGUCGUUCCUUAUGGAACGCCUGCUAAAAGGAAUAUCCUCGGUAAUUCUGUACAACAGCAGUCCGCCUGAUUUCAUCGAUUCUUCCACGACAGAACCUGUUUCGCCAGUUAACUACAUGACAAGACGCAAGGCGAGCAUUGACGUCCUUGAAACGCCACGACGACCUCUGAGCCAGUUGGCAUGUCCGGACAGCGCGGACCCCGGCCCAGUGUCGCCUCUUCAUCAAACCCGAUGCGCCUGAGCAUGGCCUAUAUAACUGACUUCUAUUUUAUAACAUAGAAAAGCAUACAAAAUAAUGCUUGCUCGCCUGUUGUUGUCUCCGGGCGUUAUCUAUCUAACGAACACGUCCUAAAAACAUUUUAGCGCCAAAAAAGUGUUUAGUUGAUAGUUUAUUUGUAUAUUUUUAUCUGCCUAUUAGUUAUGUGCACCACUGAUUUAAACCUACCAUGGACUAUUGCGUCCACACAGACUCACCGGCUACCUCAAAAAAAUUGGUAACUGGUGUGCUACUCUUCAACGAAAUUUGAAAAUUGUAAUAAACCACUAAGACAGGGAGUAAAAACGCUCAUACGACGAGUUGUUGUUGUUGUUGCCUUAAUAUUUUAGCAACAACAAGUAGCUAUUAAUAUGACUUGUAUUUGUUAUACGCUAGUGCAGUCUAUAACUGCCCACUACAGACAUAACUUUAGCCCAUUGAAUAAGUAAAAUUAACAUGCCGCGACAAAAUGAAGAUUUCUUGGUAAAACUGGUAUUUCCGGUUUUUUUGCGAUAUUUAAACCUGUCGUAACAUAAGUGUGAGUCGAAGUGGUUGUUACUUCCAAAAAGUGAAGUAAGCGGGGCUCACUACAUGAAUUCCUGUUAAUUUACAACGCUAGCGUGCCAUGCACUCGUUGAUCGUUGGAAGCCUGCCUCGAAAGCUGGAGCAGAAUUAGCAUCCAUGAAGCUCUCCACUUCUUCGCGUAAAAAACAAUUCUAAAAAAUAACUAUUUAUUCAUAGCGUGUUUCUUCACGGCAUUGUUAGUUUGUUGUUUAUG